UUUGAUGAAUAAGCUCUCUACAAAUACACUUUUAGGUGGAAAACUGUAGGUUAAGUCAACAAACGAUAUGGUUAAAUUUCUGCUGUAGCUAUUUUCUAGCUGCGUGUGUUAAAGGGCAGACUCUUAAAUGAAACUUGUAAAAACUUUAAUAUUAAAUUAAAUUAAAAGGCACUUGGUCUACUACCAAGACAAAAUGAGUUGUUUCCGAAAUGUUUGUACGAAAAUGGCCUGGUCCAAAAUAUCAGAACUGUUAGAAAUACUGUUUCACGUUAUUUAACUGGUUUGCUGUUGACUCCAAUUCCCAGAACACCCUGCUUCAAGAAUCAAUGGGCAGUUCGAAUCAUUUCAAAGAAUCGGUUCUUUUGAACAGGGCGUUCAAAGAACCGCUUCUAAAAAACUAUUUUUUUUUUAAAUUAGGUACAUUUGUAAUACAAGUAAAUUUGUCAUCAGAUCAUCAAAGACACCUCGGCGUGGCCUGUAAAAUGUCCUAAAACUCUAUGAUAAUCACUGCAAAUUAUUCAUUAAAACGUGUUUAUUGUAAUUCCACGUGCCUAGUUCAGUUCGUUGCAGAGCAUGAUUUAUCUCCUAACACAUUUGCGUUUGUAACGUUGAGAAAUCUGCCAUCAUAUUAACUCCUAAACGUUUCGAAUAUAUAAAUAAUUUGUAACAUUGCCACUAUUAAGGUAACUUACUGCUCGCGCCGUCAGCUCACUUUUCGCGCUCAAUGCGAGUUUAACAUCUAAAAAAAAGAUGCGGUUCUUGUGAGUCGGCAAAAGUGACUCGAGAACCGCUCUUACCGAUUCAGUCUGAUUCGCGAAUGAAUCGCUUGUCCCGGAACAGGCUCGUUUGAUUCCGUGAAAAGAUUCAACCAAAAAGAACGACUCGCUCGCGAUUCGAACGGCGAUAUACAACAUUCUAGAGCGGAGAGAAAGGCAGCGGAUUCCUCUCAUACUGCCACUAAAAGAGACACACACAGAGACGGGCGCAUUUUCCCCACAUAAAUGGAGGCACGGCCAUCGGGCGCCAUCAAACAGCCCUAAACCUGUAAACAUGGUGAAGGACCAAGAAGUGGAGCGCAUCGCGAAGAAGCUGGACAAAAUGGUGCAUAAGAAAAACACUGACGGUGCCAUCGACCUGCUCCGGGAGCUGAAGAACACGAAGAUGUCUUUGGAGACCUUGCAGUCCACGCGGAUCGGGAUGUCGGUGAAUGCGGUGAGGAAGCAGAGCUCGGAUGAGGAGGUGCAGACACUGGCCAAAUCUCUCAUCAAGACCUGGAAGAAACUGCUGGAUGGUUCUGAGGGUAAAGCGGAGGAGAAGAAAAAAGGAGGGUCUCCUCUCCAGUCCUCGUCUUCUAAAGACUGUCCUGGAUCCAGUGACACCAGUAACAAACCGGAGACCCCAAAAACCCCACCCCCCGUCACCCCCAAGUUCACCACCUUCCCACCGGCCCCCGUGACGACGGACAGCGUGCGCACCAAGUGCAGAGAGCUGCUGGUGGCGGCCCUACAGACCGAUGGUGAUUACCAGACGAUCGGCGUAGACUGUGAACACCUGGCAGCACAGAUUGAAGAUUGUAUCUACCAGGAGUUCAAGUCCACUGACAUGAAGUACAAGACCAGACUGAGGAGUCGCAUCUCCAACCUCAAGGACCAGAAAAACCCAGACUUGCGCCGGAACGUCUUGUGCGGCAACAUCUCUGCAGACCGCAUCGCCAGCAUGACCGCAGAGGAGAUGGCCAGCGCAGAGCUCAAAGAGAUCAGGAAAGCGCUGACCAAGGAGUCCAUUCGAGAGCAUCAGCUCUCCAAAGUGGGCGGCACCGAGACGGACAUGUUCGUCUGUGGAAAAUGCAAGGGCAAGAACUGCACUUACACUCAGGUCCAGACACGCAGCGCAGAUGAACCCAUGACCACCUUCGUGCUGUGCAACGAGUGUGGAAACCGGUGGAAGUUUUGUUAAAGACUAAAGUGAGCAGGAUUCUUCAUAUGAAGAGAUGACCUGAAUUCACAGUAUAAGGAAAUUAGUUUUUCUUUUCAGAAAAAACAAACCUGAUGUCCUUUUUUUCAUAUAUAUAAAUAUACAUGCAUUUUCAUAGCUUUGUAAUAUAGAAUGAGUGUUGCUACUUCAAAAAGCUAUUUCUGUAUUUUUUUUUUCUUUUUUUACUGGUGUAAUAUUAUUGCCUUUCACGCACUGCCGAUAACUUAAGUCAGCUGGCUUGUUCAGUCUUGCUUUGCCUUUUGAUAUAGAGCUUGUGCCUUUCUGCUCUAUGAGUGCCAAGUAAUUGCUGAAAGAAUUUGUACACAUUCAUACAUAUGUCGAUUUAGUUUUUUUUUUUGUUUUUUUUUUGUGGGGAACAUGUGCAUUUCAUAUGUUUAUGCACUUUGCAGAUGAUUUAUUUAACCAAAUCUUAAAUGAUUGGUUACUUUUUCCAGAGUUUGGAAAGACUUAAAGGAUUAUAGUUAAUAUUUGAGCCUUAGUGUAGGCGGGAGUUUGCUUCUUGUAGAGAACCGGACGGGGAGAAAAAAACAGAAUGUGGUACAUAAUUAAAGGUUCAUAUGUAUUGUAUGAAUAAUUGGACUGUUCUGUCUCAGUAAAUUUGGCUAAGAAUA
Molecule: messenger RNA, 2606 nt
Organism: Puntigrus tetrazona (Sumatra barb)
Lineage: Eukaryota; Metazoa; Chordata; Actinopteri; Cypriniformes; Cyprinidae
Gene: tcea2
Product: transcription elongation factor A (SII), 2
Biological process (GO): DNA-templated transcription; transcription elongation by RNA polymerase II
Cellular component (GO): nucleus
Molecular function (GO): zinc ion binding; nucleic acid binding
Source: RefSeq, a predicted model, not a curated record